Messenger RNA from Parnassius apollo (apollo), 153 nucleotides. The record is from the annotation of a GenBank genome assembly. Lineage: Eukaryota; Metazoa; Arthropoda; Insecta; Lepidoptera; Papilionidae.
AUGGGGACUAGAGAUUUGGAUGAAGACGACAUCCUGGCCGCUGUUUUAGAGAGUAAUGAGAAGCCGCCCUGUGUUGACACCGACAGAGAACUUGAAGACCACGAGAGCGAGGAUGACAUCCAUUGCAAUGAGGAAGAUGGUUUUGUAAACGAA